AACAUCAGAAUUCCUCCUGGGAACAUUGACUCCUUGUGUGGUGCCUUGAAGUUUCUCUGAAAUGAACUGAUGAAUUGGAACCAUGGUGCAAAAGAAGAAGCUCUGUCCUCGGUUACUUGAUUAUCUGGUGAUCGUAGGGGCCAGGCACCCAAGCAGUGAUAGUGUGGCCCAGACUCCUGAAUUACUGCGGCGAUACCCAUUGGAGGACCAUGCCGAGUUCCCCCUGCCCCCAGACGUAGUGUUCUUCUGCCAGCCCGAGGGCUGUCUGAGUGUGCGGCAGCGGCGCAUGAGCCUGCGGGAUGACACUUCUUUUGUCUUCACCCUCACUGACAAGGACACUGGAGUCACUCGUUAUGGCAUCUGUGUUAACUUCUACCGCUCCUUCCAGAAGCGUAUCCCUAAGGAAAAGGGGGAAGGUGGGGCAGGGUCCCGUGGGAAGGAAGGACCCCGUGCCACUUGUGCCUCAGAAGAGGUUGGCACUGAGACCUCAGAGAGUGGCGUGUCCCUGCAGCGCCCCACUGCUGACGCCGCCCCCGAUGUGAAUCAGUCUCCUCGGGGCAAACCCCGGGCCAAGGCAGGGAGCCGUUCCCGCAAUAGUACUCUGACAUCCCUGUGUGUGCUCAGCCACUACCCCUUCUUCUCCACCUUCCGAGAAUGUCUGUACACCCUCAAACGUCUGGUGGACUGCUGCAGUGAGCGGCUGCUGGGCAAGAAACUGGGCAUCCCUCGAGGCAUACAAAGGGACACUAUGUGGCGUAUCUUUACCGGAUCGUUGCUAGUAGAGGAGAAGUCAAGUGCCCUUCUGCAUGACCUUCGAGAAAUUGAGGCCUGGAUCUAUCGAUUGCUGCGCUCCCCAGUGCCCGUCUCUGGGCAGAAGCGAGUAGACAUUGAGGUCCUACCCCAGGAGCUCCAACAAGCUCUGACCUUUGCUCUUCCAGACCCUUCUCGAUUCACCCUAGUGGAUUUCCCACUGCACCUUCCCUUGGAACUUCUGGGUGUGGAUGCCUGUCUUCAGGUGCUAACCUGCAUCCUGUUAGAGCACAAGGUGGUGCUACAGUCCCGAGACUACAAUGCCCUCUCCAUGUCUGUGAUGGCAUUUGUGGCAAUGAUCUACCCACUGGAGUAUAUGUUUCCUGUAAUCCCACUGCUGCCCACCUGCAUGGCAUCAGCAGAACAGCUGUUGUUGGCCCCAACUCCGUACAUCAUCGGGGUCCCUGCUAGCUUCUUCCUCUACAAACUGGACUUCCGAAUGCCUGAUGAUGCCUGGCUGGUGGAUCUGGACAGCAAUAGGGUGAUUGCCCCCACCAAUGCAGAAGUGCUCCCAACCCUGCCAGAACCGGAAUCCUUAGAGCUGAAAAAGCAUUUGAAGCAGGCCCUUGCCAGCAUGAGUCUCAACACCCAGCCCAUCCUCAAUCUGGAGAAAUUCCAUGAAGGCCAGGAGAUCCCCCUUCUCUUGGGAAGACCUUCUAAUGACCUGCAGUCCACACCUUCCACUGAAUUCAACCCACUCAUCUAUGGCAAUGAUGUGGAUUCUGUGGAUGUUGCAACCAGAGUGGCCAUGGUCCGUUUCUUCAACUCCCCCAACGUGCUGCAGGGCUUUCAGAUGCACACACGUACGCUGCGUCUCUUCCCUCGGCCUGUGGUAGCUUUUCAAGCUGGCUCCUUUCUAGCCUCACGUCCCCGGCAGACUCCUUUUGCUGAGAAGCUGGCCAGGACUCAGGCUGUAGAGUACUUUGGAGAAUGGAUCCUGAACCCCACCAACUAUGCCUUCCAGCGAAUUCACAACAACAUGUUUGAUCCGGCCCUGAUUGGUGACAAGCCAAAGUGGUACGCUCAUCAGCUGCAGCCUAUCCAUUAUCGAGUCUACGAUAGCAACUCCCAGCUGGCUGAGGCGCUGAGUGUGCCCCCAGAGCGCGACUCUGACUCAGACCCCACUGAUGACAGUGGCAGUGAUAGUAUGGAUUAUGAUGACUCAAGCUCUUCUUACUCCUCCCUUGGUGACUUUGUCAGUGAAAUGAUGAAAUGUGACAUCAAUGGUGAUACUCCUAAUGUGGAUCCGUUGACACACGCAGCCCUGGGGGAUGCCAGUGAGGUGGAGAUUGAUGAGCUGCAGAACCAGAAGGAAUCAGAGGAACCGGUCCCAGACGGCGAAAACUCUCAGGAAAACCUGCCGCUGCGCUCCAGCUCUAGCACCACCACCAGCAGUAGCCCCAGCACCGUCAUCCAUGGAGCUACUUCUGAACCUGCCGACUCAACAGGGGUGGACGAUAAGGCAGCAGGAGGUGUCUCCAAGCCCCUCCCGACCGUGCCUCCCAGCACUGGCAAAUCGAACGCAGACAGGCGCCAGACAGAAAUUGGAGAGGGGUCAGUGCGCCGGCGAACCUAUGACAAUCCGUACUUCGAGCCCCAAUAUGGCCUUCCCCCUGAGGAAGAUGAUGAUGAGCAGGGAGAAAGUUACACUCCCCGAUUCAGCCAACAUGUCAAUGGCAGUCGGGCUCAAAAGCUGCUGCGGCCCAACAGCUUGAAACUGGCAAGCGACUCAGACGCAGAGUCAGACUCUCGAGCGAGCUCACCCACCUCCACCGUCUCCAACAACAGCACCGAGGGCUUCGGGGGCAUCAUGUCUUUUGCCAGCAGCCUAUAUCGGAACCACAGUACGAGCUUCAGUCUUUCAAACCUCACACUGCCCACCAAAAGUGCCCGAGAGAAGACCACACCCUUCCCCAGUCUGAAAGGAAACAGGAGGGCCUUAGUGGACCAGAAGUCGUCUGUUAUUAAACACAGCCCAACAGUGAAAAGAGAGCCUCCAUCACCUCAGGGUCGAUCCAGCAAUUCUAGUGAGAACCAGCAGUUCCUGAAGGAGGUGGUCCACAGCGUGCUGGAUGGCCAGGGCGUUGGCUGGCUCAACAUGAAAAAGGUGCGUCGGCUACUGGAGAGCGAGCAACUGCGAGUCUUUGUCCUGAGCAAGCUGAACCGCACGGUGCAGUCAGAGGAUGAUGCCCGGCAGGAUGCCAUCCCCGACGUGGAGAUCAGUCGAAAGGUGUACAAGGGAAUGUUAGACCUGCUCAAGUGCACGGUACUCAGCCUGGAGCAGUCCUAUGCCCACGCAGGUCUGGGUGGCAUGGCCAGCAUCUUUGGGCUUCUGGAGAUUGCCCAGACCCACUACUAUAGUAAAGAACCAGACAAGCGGAAGAGAAGCCCAACAGAGAGUGUACAGACCCCAGGUGGCAAGGGUCCUGGCCUGGCCGGGCGGGGGGCCCCAAAGGCUAUGGUACAGCUGAGAGUUCCCCAGCUGGGGCCUCGGGCGCCAGGUGCUGCAGGAAGGGGUCCUAAAGAGCUCGACACCAGAAGUUUAAAGGAGGAGAACUUUGUAGCGUCUGUUGAAUUGUGGAACAAGCACCAGGAAGUGAAAAAGCAAAAAGCUUUGGAAAAACAGAGGCCUGAAGUAAUCAAACCUGUCUUUGACCUCCGUGAGACAGACGAGAAAAAAUCCCAGAUCAGCGCAGACAGUGGCGUGAGCCUGACAUCUGGUUCCCAGAGGACUGAUCCAGACUCUGUCAUUGGUGUGAGUCCAGCUGUUAUGAUCCGAAGCUCAAGUCAGGACUCUGAAGUUAGCACCGUGGUGAGUAAUAGCUCUGGAGAGACCCUUGGAGCAGACAGUGACCUGAGCAGCAACGCAGGUGAUGGGCCAGGUGGUGAGGGCAGCGCCCACUUGGCAAGCUCUCGGGGCACCUUGUCUGAUAGUGAGAUUGAGACCAACUCUGCUACCAGCACCAUCUUUGGGAAAGCCCAUAACUUGAAGCCAAGUGUCAAGGAGAAGCUGGUGGGCAGCCCAGUUCGCUCGUCUGAAGAUGUAAGCCAGCGAGUCUAUCUCUACGAGGGACUCUUAGGAAGGGACAAAGGAUCGAUGUGGGACCAGUUAGAGGAUGCGGCUAUGGAGACCUUUUCUAUAAGCAAAGAACGUUCUACUUUAUGGGACCAAAUGCAGUUCUGGGAAGAUGCGUUCUUAGAUGCUGUGAUGUUGGAGAGAGAAGGAAUGGGUAUGGACCAGGGUCCCCAGGAAAUGAUCGACAGGUACCUGUCCCUGGGAGAACAUGACCGGAAGCGCCUGGAGGAUGAUGAAGAUCGUUUGCUGGCCACGCUUUUGCAUAACCUCAUCUCCUACAUGCUACUGAUGAAGGUAAAUAAGAAUGACAUCCGGAAGAAGGUGAGGCGCCUAAUGGGAAAGUCCCAUAUUGGGCUUGUGUACAGCCAGCAAAUCAAUGAAGUGCUUGAUCAGCUGGCAAACCUGAAUGGACGUGAUCUUUGUAUCCGGUCCAGUGGCAGCCGGCACAUGAAGAAGCAGACAUUUGUGGUACAUGCAGGGACAGACACAAAUGGAGAUAUCUUCUUCAUGGAGGUGUGCGACGACUGCGUGGUGCUGCGCAGUAACCUCGGGACGGUGCAUGAGCGCUGGUGGUAUGAGAAGCUCAUCAACAUGACCUACUGCCCCAAGACCAAGGUGUUGUGCUUGUGGCGUAGAAACGGCUCUGAGACUCAGCUCAACAAGUUCUAUACCAAGAAGUGUCGGGAGCUGUACUACUGCGUGAAGGACAGCAUGGAGCGAGCCGCUGCCCGACAGCAGAGCAUCAAGCCCGGCCCUGAACUAGGUGGCGAGUUCCCCGUGCAGGACAUGAAGACUGGUGAGGGUGGCUUGCUGCAGGUCACCCUAGAAGGGAUCAAUCUCAAGUUCAUGCACAACCAGGAGCGGAAGGUUUUCAUAGAGCUGAAUCACAUUAAAAAGUGCAAUACAGUCCGAGGCGUCUUUGUCCUGGAGGAAUUUGUUCCUGAAAUUAAAGAAGUGGUGAGCCACAAGUACAAGACGCCAAUGGCCCAUGAGAUCUGCUACUCUGUGUUGUGUCUCUUCUCGUAUGUGGCUGCAGUUCGUAGCAGUGAGGAAGAUCUCAGGACCCCACCCCGGCCCGUCUCGAGCUGAUGGGAGGGGUUAAGAGCCCCCAGUUCAGGGGGUGCCCUUGCGUCUUCUGCUCACCAGGGCACGAUGCUGCGUGUGUGUUCUCUGCGAGCCCCUCACUGUGGCUUAGUUGGUUCACAGUUGUGUGUCUCCGUGUGUCUUAGUGUCUGUCACAGGGCUCAGCGGGUUUCCUCCGCCUGCUCGCUCUCCACUCCCAGACCAGCCUGCUGUCCCCUCAGGGCUCAAGAGCCAUGUGUGUCUGUCUUUGGGGCCAGUGGCUUCUGAGAACUCUGAGCACAGUAUGAGCCCACCGUUGCGUGUCCCUGAGACAUUCGUGUUGUGGUUCCUCAUCCUUGGCGUUAUGAGCUCCAGUGCAGGACUCUGGCUCUCCGUCCUCUGGGGCCCAGCGUGCCUG
Messenger RNA from Odobenus rosmarus divergens (Pacific walrus), 5366 nucleotides. It is a transcript of the gene MADD, whose product is annotated as MAP-kinase activating death domain. Gene Ontology annotation, cellular component: cytosol. Gene Ontology annotation, molecular function: guanyl-nucleotide exchange factor activity. NCBI's taxonomy places the organism in Eukaryota, Metazoa, Chordata, Mammalia, Carnivora, Odobenidae. Bases 83 to 4975 code for a protein of 1630 amino acids. The transcript has 35 exons. The record is from RefSeq and is a predicted model, not a curated record. Gene Ontology annotation, biological process: regulation of Rab protein signal transduction; regulation of apoptotic process.